This is a messenger RNA of Arachis duranensis, 1023 nucleotides long. RefSeq lists its product as uncharacterized. The record is from RefSeq and is a predicted model, not a curated record. The coding region runs from base 1 to 1023 and encodes 340 amino acids. The transcript has 2 exons. Lineage: Eukaryota; Viridiplantae; Streptophyta; Magnoliopsida; Fabales; Fabaceae.
AUGGGGCAAGAUCAUCGUAGGUUGGAUUCGAAAGUGAUUGCACAACACAUUUUCACGAUGGUCAAGGCGUCGCACAGAAAGGUUUGGCUUGCAAAACAGAGAGUCAUCGCUAGAAUAUAUGGCGAUUGGGAAGAGUCAUACAACGAGCUUCCUUGUUGGUUAUUCGCUAUGCAGAUGUACUUGCCAGUGACACAGUCGUGGCCUGUCUCCACCGACACUGUGAUGUUUCAUCGAGUCUUUUGGAUGUUUCCACUGUGUGUUGAGGCCUUCAAGCAUUGCAAGCCACUUAUCUCUAUUGAUGGCACCCACCUAUAUGGUAAAUACGGUGGAACUUUGCUGAUGGCCAUAGCGCAAAACGGCAAUGCAAACAUUCUGCCCAUUGCAUUCACAGUUGUUGAGGGCGAGACAAAGGAGGCGUGGUCGUUCUUUCUUUCGUACUUAUGGGAGCAUAUUACACCACAACCAGGGCUGUUAGUGAUUUCAGACAGGAACAAGUCCAUUGAUGGAGCACUGAAUGUCGAAGGGAGUUUAUGGAAACCACCUCAUGCCUUCCAAGCGUUUUGUACAAGACACAUUGCAGCCAACUUCAUGACCCACUUUAAGAACAAAGACUUGAAAAAGGUUCUUAUUAAUGCAGUGUACUCAAAGUCGCAUCGUGAGUUCACUCAUUACUAUGGUCGUUUGAGGGGCGAAAACAUAGCUAUUACAAACUGGCUUGAAGAAAUGCCACGGUCACAGUGGGCACUACAUGCUGAUGAGGGACGUCGAUUUGGUCACAUAACGACCAAUAUCUUCGAGUGCAUUAAUGCUGUUAUGAAAGGUUUCCGCAAUUUGCCAAUCACGGCUCUUGUUAAGUCAAGUUAUUUUUGUUUGGGUGAACUUUUUGCAAGGAAGGGUUCCGAGGCACUGGCUAUAGAAUUCAACUCGAAGCAUGUGAACACUAUGAAUGUAUACCAGUUUGAUCGGUCUAGGUCAAACUUCACGGUUGAAGAGUUAGCGGCAGUUUCGGGAUCCACUGUGUGA